CGCGGCAAACCUUUGGUAGAUUGACGUCCCUUUAAUCGAACCAGGAGGCCGGUUUUCUCAGCGGCAAACCAAUCUCGUCCUUACAAGUCCCACCCCUUUAGUCUUAGCCAGCUGCUUCCCUGCGGGAGUGACGGGCCCCGCUGCCUUUGAGGGUGUUUCUUUUGAUGGACAUUCAUAUCGAUGAAUCAGAUCGCCAGGAAGUCGAGAGGGUGUUGAAAAGCGUGCCUCGCAACCAAUAGUUUAGCGGCAAGGGUUGGCACCGUCCAAUCACUUCUCCCGGCGCCGCCAAUCACCCGGGGCCCCGCCCCCGAAGCGUGACGUAAGUAGGGUGGGUAGCAACAGUUGCCCCGGUGAGGGAAACGGAGGCGCCAUAGCCACGGUAGUCGUGGCGACCAAGCAACCCGGCAACGCGAGUCAACAACAACAACCGCCCGGCCGACCCCCACCCCCGGCCCCCCCCGGCCCGGCCCGGGGACCCCAGCACGUCCCGUCCCCUUCCCAACAUCGACUCCGAGACCUCCGAAAAGACUUUCCUCAGACACAAGUAGGGAGAAGCGGAGGUGACAGGCAAACUGAGGCCCAGAAGAAGGUUGGUAAUAUGCUGAUGAGUUAAAAGACAGCGCCAGGGUUCGUGUGGGUGAGGGUCUGACACCAGGCAGAUGACGGCUUGUCAGCGACAGUGACCUGAGUACCUGAGCCAGGCCAGAAUUGGACCCGAUGGUCAGCCCAAAGCUCUGGACGCUGGAAGCGAGGCGGGACCAGGAGGUCGUUUCAUCUUUCCUGGAACUCCGUUAAAGGGCCUUGGGUAGUGAAGGGAGCCACAGCCAUUUCCUGUGAGCUUACAGCAUGCCAGAUGCCUGGCCACGAGCUGCCCACAGGAUCAGAUUGAACUCCUCAGCAGCCCCGCCUGGUAGCACUGGCUGGCCUCCCAUUUCACAGAUGGAGCUGUAGAGGCCUCUGCAAAAGUCACUCCGCUAGGAAGUACCCAGGUUCUGUUGCCCUAUCUGGGGCCUUGGGUAGGGGGCGUAACCUCUGCAGGUGACGCUUGGGUCUCCCUGUGGGAAGAACUGGCAAGAUGCUGUGUACUGACUGUAAGAAGCAAAUGAAGGCUGGGCGCCCUGGCUCAGGCCUGUAAUCUCAGCUCUUUGGGAGGCCAAGGAAUUAAAAAAAAAGCCUUAUUUAUUAUCAUUUUCCCCACCGUUGGCAUGGCAACGCAGGCGUACACUGAGCUCCAGGCAGCCCCACCACCAUCCCAGCCGCCACAGGCCCCUCCGCAAGCCCAGCCCCAGCCACCACCACCACCACCCCCAGCGGCACCCCAGCCCCCUCAGCCGCCCGCCACCGCCGCCACCCCUCAGCCCCAGUAUGUCACCGAGCUGCAGAGCCCCCAGCCCCAGGCACAGCCACCGGGCAGCCAGAAGCAGUAUGUGACGGAGCUCCCGGCUGUACCCGCACCCUCGCAGCCGGCCGGUGUGCCCACCCCUUCGCCCGCGCCCCAGCAGUACAUCGUGGUCACUGUCUCCGAAGGUGCCAUGCGGGCCAGUGAGACGGUGUCGGAGGCCAGCCCUGGCUCUACAGCCAGCCAGACCGGCGUCCCUACUCAGGUGGUUCAGCAGGUGCAGGGCACCCAGCAGCGACUGCUGGUCCAGACGAGUGUGCAGGCCAAGCCGGGCCAUGUGUCGCCCCUCCAGCUGACCAACAUCCAAGUGCCCCAGCAGGCUCUCCCCACGCAGCGUCUGGUGGUGCAGAGUGCAGCCCCAGGCAGCAAAGGCGGCCAGGUCUCCCUGACGGUCCACAGCACCCAGCAGGUGCACUCGCCCCCAGAGCAGUCGCCGGUGCAGGCCACCAGCUCUUCCAGCAAGACAGCCGGGGCCCCCACGGGUACAGUGCCACAGCAGCUGCAGGUCCACAGUGUCCAGCAGAGCGUCCCCGUCACCCAAGAGAGGUCUGUGGUCCAGGCCACUCCACAAGCGCCCAAGGCCGGCCCGGUGCAGCCACUGACCGUGCAGGGCCUCCAGCCAGUCCACGUGGCUCAAGAGAGCUCAGGCAGUCAGUUUCCCGCUAGGAAGGCAGAGCAGCGAGAUCCCCGGCCCACGCCGCCGCCGGAGCCGCCGCCCCGGCCGCCCGUGUGCAGCGGCGAGGCCCAGCAGCUAGGCAGCCCCGAGCUGCCGCCGCCCUAUUACGAGCCGGGCAUCGAGCAGUGGGUGGAGCUGGUGGGCGUGCUGCCCCCGCACCUGCUCCUGCCGCAGCAGAAAGUGGUCUUCGAGCCACUGCCCCGGCUCCCGGCCCGAGCCAGCCCCGACCAGAGGGUCAGGAUCCAGAGAAUCCCCCAGGUGCUAGUGUUCGGCACGGCCGCCACGGCCCUCAAAGUGCAGCAGCUCCAGCAGGUGCCUGUCCCACACGUGUACUCCAGCCAGGUGCAGUAUGUGGAGGGCGGUGACGCCAGCUACACGGCCAGUGCCAUCCGUUCCAGCACCUACUCCUACCCUGAGACACCGCUGUACACACAGACGGCAAGCACCAGCUACUAUGAGACCGCAGGCACGGCCGCCCAGGUCAGCACCCCUGCCACCUCCCAGGCUGUGGCCAGCAGCGGCUCCAUGCCCAUGUACGUGUCUGGCAGCCAGGUCGUCGCCAGCUCUACCAGCACUGGGGCUGGGGCCAGCAACAGCAGCGGAGGUGGUGGCAGUGGCGGUGGCAGCAGCGGCGGGGGAGGUGGUGGCGGGGGUGGCAGUGGCAGCACCGGAGGCGGCAGCAGCGGAGCAGGCACCUACGUGAUCCAAGGUGGCUACAUGCUGGGCAGUGCCAGCCAGUCUUACUCCCACACCACCCGUGCCUCGCCAGCCACGGUCCAGUGGCUCUUGGACAACUAUGAGACGGCCGAGGGCGUGAGUCUGCCACGGAGCACCCUCUACUGCCACUACCUUCUGCACUGCCAGGAGCAGAAGCUGGAGCCCGUCAACGCCGCCUCCUUCGGCAAGCUCAUCCGCUCCGUCUUCAUGGGCCUGCGAACCCGCCGUCUGGGCACCAGGGGCAACUCCAAGUACCACUACUAUGGCCUGCGAAUCAAGGCCAGCUCACCCCUGCUGCGGCUGAUGGAAGACCAGCAGCACAUGGCUAUGCGGGGCCAGCCCUUCUCGCAGAAGCAGAGGCUCAAGCCCAUCCAGAAGAUGGAAGGCAUGACCAACGGCGUGGCGGUAGGGCAGCAGCAGAGCACGGGGCUGUCGGACAUCAGUGCACAGGUGCAGCAGUACCAGCAGUUCCUGGAUGCCUCUCGGAGCCUCCCUGACUUCACAGAGCUCGACCUCCAGGGCAAGGUGCUGCCCGAGGGUGUUGGACCCGGGGAUAUCAAAGCCUUCCAGGUCCUGUACCGGGAACACUGUGAGGCCAUCGUCGAUGUCAUGGUGAACCUGCAGUUCACCCUAGUGGAGACGCUGUGGAAGACCUUCUGGAGGUACAACCUCAGCCAGCCCAGCGAGGCACCGCCACUGGCUGUGCAUGACGAGGCCGAGAAGCGGCUGCCCAAAGCCAUCCUGGUGCUCCUCUCCAAGUUCGAGCCCGUGCUCCAAUGGACCAAGCACUGUGACAAUGUGCUAUACCAGGGCCUGGUGGAAAUUCUCAUCCCUGAUGUGCUGCGGCCCAUCCCCAGUGCCUUGACCCAAGCAAUCCGGAACUUUGCGAAGAGCCUGGAGAGCUGGCUCACCCACGCCAUGGUCAACAUCCCCGAGGAGAUGCUUCGGGUGAAGGUGGCCGCAGCCGGCGCCUUCGCGCAGACACUGCGGCGCUACACGUCUCUCAACCACCUGGCGCAGGCAGCACGCGCUGUGCUGCAGAACACUGCGCAGAUCAAUCAGAUGCUGAGCGACCUCAACCGCGUGGACUUCGCCAAUGUGCAGGAACAGGCCUCGUGGGUGUGCCGCUGCGAGGACCGCGUGGUGCAGCGGCUGGAGCAGGACUUCAAGGUGACGCUGCAGCAGCAGAACUCGCUGGAGCAGUGGGCGGCCUGGCUGGACGGUGUGGUGAGCCAGGUGCUCAAGCCCUACCAGGGCAGCGCCGGCUUCCCCAAGGCCGCCAAACUCUUCCUCCUCAAGUGGUCCUUCUACAGCUCCAUGGUGAUACGUGACCUGACCCUGCGUAGCGCGGCCAGCUUCGGUUCCUUCCACCUCAUUCGGCUGCUUUACGACGAGUACAUGUACUACCUGAUCGAGCACCGUGUAGCCCAGGCCAAGGGCGAAACCCCCAUCGCCGUCAUGGGCGAGUUCGCCAAUCUGGCCACCUCCCUGAAUCCCCUGGACCCCGACAAAGACGAGGAGGAGGAAGAGGAGGAGGAGAGCGAGGACGAGCUGCCGCAGGACAUCUCGCUGGCGGCCGGUAGCGAGUCUCCCGCGCUGGGCCCAGAGGCCCUGGAGCCGCCGGCUAAGCUGGCGCGGACUGACCCGCGUGGCCUCUUCGUGCAGGCGCUGCCAUCCAGCUAAACCCUUGGCCUCCCCAUCCUACCUGUCCCCGCCACCCCUCCACACCAGGGUCCCUCACAGCUUCUGUGGCUUCGUGGUCACCGCUCCAGCCUCUGCCAGGGCAGGGAGGGGGCCUCCGAGACAGGAAAGGUCGGGGGGGGGGGCCCCCCUCCCCCAUGGGGCCGGCACAAUCAGCGGGCUGGGUGGAGCCGCAGCUGCAAACUCUUGACACAAAAGACGUGCCUUAAGGAACCCGACGCGUGCCCAGGUGCCCCGCUGGGCAUCCAGCUCGGCCCCUUGCCCCACCCCCCCAUCCCCCACAGGCCGCAGCAUCUUACCCCCCAGCCCCAUCCUCCCACCACCCCAGGGGGCCGGCAGGCAGGCCCCCUCCCAUGCGUAACUGUUAACUUAUUCAGCUCGCUGGCUUUGCACAGCCUGUCCUGGGCCCAGCCCUGAGCCCCGGGCCGGCGCAGGUGGGCGUCACCUGGGGACCCCCAACUGUCAGCAGCAACCCCAAUACUCCCGCCCCAGUCCCACAACCCCACUGCUUCCCCUUCUUGGUAUUAAGUGCAAUUAAAGCCGUGGGUGUCGCAUCUGCUCCAGCACUGGGCCCUCCCUUGCCCCCAAGCCCGAGAAGGGGGCACUGCCCGGCCUGGCUGGGAGGAAGGCGGCAGGGGCAUGGCCUCCAGCUUCCAAAGAGCCACGGGGCCGGGGAAUGCCCACACACCACAGCCCCCGCGCCCCGCUAUCUGCCGCUGGUUUGUAAUGGAACCUUCUCUGUGCUAUGUUCCCGGAGACCGUGCUCCUCCGUGCCGUGCACCCCCUGCCCCCAUGACUUGUGCGAUUCGUGAGCGCCGCCCGAGCGGAGUUGGUAACUUGUUGGGUUUUUUUCCAACCAUCAUGGCCUUAUCUGUUCCAGUUUUCUCGGUGUUUUCAACCUGUGAGAUAGAUGUUUAUGGCAAGAAAAAGAAAAAAAAGGCAAUCUGACCUAUUGUAUAAAAACCACUAUUUUGUGUGCUCCGCGUGCUACAGCUUUUGGGGCAGCCCUGCCCAGUCCCCGAGCCCACAGGCUCCCUCUCCCGGCGGCGAGUGUCCACAUGUGUGGUAGUCUAGUGUGCCGAGCUGUUUUCUACCUUUUUGUAGUUUCUUAAAACAAUAAAUUCCGCUGUGGUAUUUGCCUA
Messenger RNA from Callithrix jacchus (white-tufted-ear marmoset), 5635 nucleotides. It is a transcript of the gene RFX1, whose product is annotated as regulatory factor X1. NCBI's taxonomy places the organism in Eukaryota, Metazoa, Chordata, Mammalia, Primates, Cebidae. Gene Ontology annotation, biological process: regulation of transcription by RNA polymerase II. The record is from RefSeq and is a predicted model, not a curated record. Gene Ontology annotation, cellular component: nucleus. Gene Ontology annotation, molecular function: RNA polymerase II cis-regulatory region sequence-specific DNA binding; DNA-binding transcription factor activity, RNA polymerase II-specific.